Messenger RNA from Penicillium odoratum, 1572 nucleotides. Its product is annotated as YagE family protein. The record is from RefSeq and is a predicted model, not a curated record. Lineage: Eukaryota; Fungi; Ascomycota; Eurotiomycetes; Eurotiales; Aspergillaceae. Bases 1 to 1572 code for a protein of 523 amino acids. The transcript has 2 exons.
AUGGCGUCUGCUGCAGAAGAUUCUCCCCUGUUACCCAACCAGCAUAACCCGGCGUCCCCGCGGGCGAAUCGGACGUUGCGGUCGGUGACAUUCAACCCUCUGACGCAAAUCAGCACGUAUGGCGGCACCUCUUCCGAUCCCACCUUUCGUCCAUUGCACACCGGCUCUUCUCCCGUUCAAAAUAUCAAUGCCCAAGGUGGCUCGCCUCGGCCUGCCAGUCAGCCUAUGCUGUCAGCUUUGAACAGCAAACUUCGUCGCCGCAAUAGCCAUGGGGCUCCCUACAGCACACCGCCGAACACGGCCGCCGCUUCGAAGAUUGGACCACAGCGUACGACCAAGAAAGCACAGAAGUUGAAGUUGCUUCCGGAUCCUGUGACAGCCGAAGAAGAAGAAAGUGAUGGAGACUUCCCUCGCGAUGUCUAUUCGCAAAUCACCCGUAUCAAAGAGCCCGCUGCGCGAAGCCAUGCCGCCCGACUGGGUAAGGCCGACCGAGACCGCAUUCCUCGGGUGACUGCGUACUGCACGGCCAAUUCCUAUCGCCUCGAAGGGGUGAUCAAAUUCCUCAAAUCCCGGGCCAAAACCCGUGGCGCCAAUCCCAAGCUAUACGAUGAGUGCGUCUACUCAGGCUUCGACUAUCAAUACGAAGAGAAGCAAAAAGGGAGAGCCUUUCCUCCCCCUGCCAACAACGGGCAUCAUGAACGGCGAACCAGCGAGCGCAGGUAUUCGGAUAGUGUUGUUGAGGUGGAGGACAACACGAAGACCAGACGGGAAGAUCUCAUUGAUUUCCGCGAAGAGGCUGCUGGCCUUGGCGACAGUACAGAACAUGCAAUUGCCGCACCGCAGACAGAGGAACAUCAGUAUGAUAUUGACACGAAAAUUCAUAUGCCAGAGGUCUUCUUGUUUGACUACGGAACCGUUGUGAUAUGGGGCAUGUCGCCUGCACAAGAAUCACGUUUCUUGUCCGACAUAUCCAAAUUUGCGACCUCCAUAUUGAGUCCGGAUGAUACACAAGUUGAGAAUUUCAACUUCUAUUAUGCGCGCGAAUACCAGGCUCGGAUAUACAACGACUUCAUCUCGCUUCGCGAGCCCCGCAACCACAUGAUCAAGUUGGCAAUCUCACAUGCCCUGGCCCAAUCAGUCAAGACCUCGCUCUUUGAGGACCUGCUAUCCGAAACCAUCACAGACACAGCCCCAUUACCAGCUCAGAUUGCCCAGACGGGUAGUGUCAAUUUGACGCGGAAGCAAAUCAACAUGCAGAUCGGAGAACUAUUUAUCUUGCGUAUCAACAUCCAUCUGCAAGGGUCUGUCUUGGAUAGUCCAGAGCUCUUCUGGGCUGAGCCUCAGCUGGAGCCUGUGUACCAGGCCGUGAGAAGUUAUCUGGAGAUGGACCAGCGAGUUAGUCUACUGACAGAACGAUUGGACGUCAUUGCCGACCUUCUUGCUGUGUUGAAGGAUCAGUUGACGCACCGCCACGGUGAAUAUCUUGAGUGGAUUGUUAUCGUUUUAAUUGCUGCUGAGAUUCUUGUCGCGGCUAUCAAUAUCGUUGUUGAUCUUUACGCCGGCGUCGAUUAA